Messenger RNA from Anopheles aquasalis, 1650 nucleotides. RefSeq names its product alpha-amylase 2-like. Gene Ontology annotation, biological process: carbohydrate metabolic process. NCBI's taxonomy places the organism in Eukaryota, Metazoa, Arthropoda, Insecta, Diptera, Culicidae. The record is from RefSeq and is a predicted model, not a curated record. Gene Ontology annotation, molecular function: alpha-amylase activity; cation binding.
AUGAUCCACCUCCUGGCGAUUGUUCUGUUCACGCUCAGUGCCUUUGCCCAGUUUAAUCCUCACUUCAAACCAGGCCACCAAACGAUUGUCCAGCUGUAUGAGUGGCGCUAUCAGGAUAUCGAACACGAAUGCCGCAGCUACCUUGGACCGUACGGUUUCGGUGGAGUACAGCUGUCCCCGGUGAGUGAAGUGCGCGACAAUCAACCACCCUCCUGGACGAAUCGUUACGAACCGAUCUCGUACAAACUGACCGGGCGUUCCGGUAACGAAUCAGCCCUUCGCUCGAUGAUCACGGCGUGCAAUGAAGCCGGAGUGCGCGUUUACAUCGAGGUAGUGUUCAACCAUAUGGCGAGGGCUAGUGCUGGGGAGGCGACGACACGUGGGACGGCUGGUUCGAUCGUAAAUCCAGCGGCACGCGAUUACCCCGAUGCACCGUACAUUGCGGCGGAUUUCAACGAUCCGUGCACGAUCGUCAACGCAAACGAUCCCCAUGAGCUGCGCAACUGCUGGAAAGAGGAUCGUCCCGAUCUGAACCACGGGCUCGCUCGCGUUCGUCAACGGAUUGUGGACUUUCUGAAUCGUCUGCUGGCACUCGGUGUCGCCGGGUUCAUCAUCGAUUCCGCCCUCUACAUGUGGCCACACGAUCUGCGAGCGAUCUACGAUCGAUUGCAGAACCUCAGCGCUGGCGCUGGGUUCGCGGCCGGUUUGCGACCAUUCGUUUGCUACGAUCUGUCCUACCAUCAACCGGGCGUACGACCGAACGUGAGCUGGAAGGAGUACGGCGAGCUGGGAGUGGUGACACAGGAUCGCUUUGCGAUCGACAUCGGUGAGGUGUUGCUGCGGCGAAAACCGUUCCACUACUUUGUCCACCUCGGUACACGGUUAGGGUACAUCCCACGGGAACGGGCACUGAUCUACGUCAACAGCCAACCGUGGCUUCGUCAACCGGAUGCGGAUGGAGAUCUGUUGGUGGUAUCGUUGCGUAAUGCACGUGCUUACCAGAUUGCACUGGGCUUUAUGCUAGCACAUCGGUACGGAUUGGCCCGGGUGACGAGCUCGUACGAGUUUACCAACCUCACCGAGGGACCACCGGUCGAUGCACAGGGACAGAUUGCACCGGUACGGUACAGUGCGGAGGGGGCCUGCCUGCGACCCUGGAUCUGCGAACACCGGUGGCCCGUGGUAGGGAAGAUGUUGCAGUUCCGUCGGGCCACCAAUGGGACCGGCAUUGCCAGUUGGAUGGACAAUGGACAGAAUCAGAUCGGCUUUUGCCGUGAUCGGUCCGGAUUUGUGGCGUUCAAUGCAGAGAUAUCGCUCACGCUAAAGGCCAAACUGUACACCUGUCUCGAGGCUGGCACGUACUGCGAUCUUAUCAGCAGUGAGGUGGUGUUGGAGGGGGCUGGCGAGGAGGCUGAGUGUAGUGGGACGAAGGUAGUAGUGGAUGAGGAUGGUCAGGCGGACAUUUUCAUCAAAACGCAUCUGGAGGAACCGUUUGUGGCGUUACUGGCAACGAGAGCGGUUGGAUGAGGUGCAUUCUUAGCUCAUGAUUUUUUGGCAAAAGAAUAGAAGGAAUCAUUAUUUCUAUUGAUUUCUUAUCAUUACUUCGUAAACUACAUCUUUCAUAUUUGGUGCUUUGUAGUGGAAUCUCAG